Molecule: messenger RNA, 2204 nt
Organism: Epinephelus lanceolatus (giant grouper)
Lineage: Eukaryota; Metazoa; Chordata; Actinopteri; Perciformes; Serranidae
Biological process (GO): regulation of transcription by RNA polymerase II
Molecular function (GO): RNA polymerase II cis-regulatory region sequence-specific DNA binding; DNA-binding transcription factor activity, RNA polymerase II-specific
Source: RefSeq, a predicted model, not a curated record
ACAGUUCAUCACAACAAUAACAAGAGUCUCUUAUUUUGAAGUCAUCAGUGUCAUUCCGGAAGUGCAAGUCGGAAGGAAGUAGAAAAAUAUAUCUCGUCUUUGUGAUGAGCGACGGGCAGGUUGAAAUCCAAACAGGUUCAGUCAGCGGCUCCGUUACCGACAUCGACGCGUGUUUCCGAGCCCGUCGGAGCUCCGUGACUCCCGUUAGGAGGUGUCUCAGCCCGGUGUGGUUUCCUCUCGAGCGGCGGGAUGGCUGUUUUAACCAGCAAAGCUCUUCACGAGCAGCUCUGUAUCAUCAUGGGCGCGCUGACUAAGGCGGCGGUGGCGGAGAUCUGCGAAGUGGUGGACGAAGGUUACGCGGUGCUGCAGAUGGAGAUCACCCGCAGCCACAAGGAGAACGAGGACCUGAAGAAGAAGCUGCACCUCAUCGAGUCCAUUGUGGUCCGGGGGAGCGGCGGGGGGAACGCGGCGGCACUGGAGUUCGCGCCGGCCGCGGAGGGCGCACAGCAGGCGGAAACACAGCAGCAGCAGCAGCAGCAGCAGCACCGGGACGGUGAUGGAGGAGCCACCGCCGUGGCUCCCGGAGGAGAUGGAGGAGGUGCCGUGGUGGCGCGGGAGGAGCUUCCAGACGUGGUGUUGAUCAAAGAUGAAGACUCGGACAGUAACGACGCCUUUGAGGACGGUAACACAACACCUGCUGAUGGAGGGACGGCUGCAGCCAGGGAGGCCGCCACCUCGACUCCCAUCAGCCGGAGUACGAAGAGACACUGGCCGGCAGGCGAGGAGGCCAACAGGAGGUCGUCCUCUGAGCCAAUUACACUGAAAACCACAGGGGCACAGAAGAAGAGCGUCACCGUCUACACUCUGGACUCUCCUCGCAGCGAGCCAGGCUGCUCCACCCAGCAUGGCGGUGAUGAGAUGGAGGCUGGCGACUCAGUUUGUUCCUACUCUGCACAGAUGGACGCGGACGUCCAGCUGGUCCACCAGGAGUCCUCACUGGUCCCUCCGAGUGCUAACAGACAAACGUAUUUUGGUAACAGCGCUCUGAUGGAGUCCCCCACAAACAGAGCAGAACUAGAUCUCAGCCUGACGUGGACCAAACAGUCGAAAAGUCAGAUGAGUUAUACUCAGUUUCACCAAAACGAAAACCUGGACAGUGAUGCUUUCGGGCUUAAGAUGAUCAGCGUCACAGGCUCGACCUCCACAGACUGCCAGCUGUCUGAAAGCAGCAACUCUGCAUUUGAGUACGACGAUGCCGACAUGAUGAACUACGGCCUCUACAGGGACCAAUCGGGGCGACCUCAGCUCAGUCAUGGGCAGCUGAGCACUCGAGGGAAGCGCUUUGCAUGCGCCAUCUGUUCUAAGACAUACGCCACGUCUCAGAACCUGGACGUUCACAUGCGGAUUCACACAGGCGAGAGGCCGUUCAGCUGCAGCCAGUGCGGCAAGAAGUUCACCCAGUCUGCUCAUCUAAAGUCGCAUCUGAGCGUUCACUCCGGAGAGCGGCCGUACGCCUGCACGCUCUGCUCCAGGAGCUUCAUCGUCAAAUACAGUCUCAAGUUACACAUGAAGAAAUGCCAUCCCAACGUCUGAGUGAAUGAACGUGUGCAGGUCUCAUUCCAAAAUGUUCUGUUCUGUAAAUACACAGUUUUAAAAGGAAGAAAUGUUAUUUAACACUCACAAAUAAUAAGUUUUACAAAUGUGCAGAAGACACAUUGAGUUUCAAGGUUUUAGAUGAUUUAAAGUCUGUUCUUUUAAAGAAUGAGUUUAACUUUGAGCUGCAAUAAUUAGUCUAUUAAACAACUAUUUUGUUAACUGAAGUUAUUUUUAAAGCAUUUGAACAAAUAAUGUUUGUUGCUUCUCAAGUUUGACUUUCUUUUGUUAGCUUUAUAGUACACUGAAUAUCUGUAGGUGUCGCUCAGUUAAAAUGACAUUUGAGGACGUCACAUUGGGCUUAAAGAAAUGUUUCAAUUUUUAAUGCUGAAAAGACCAAAUAAUUAAUCGAGGAUAUAACUGGCAGAUUGGAGAAUCUAAAAAUAAAAGGUGCCUGAUUUUGGAAUGAAACUUUACUCAGUCUCUGCUGUUAUAAAGUCUACAGGUGUAACAGUGUACAGGUACAAAAGGUUAAUAGUUGUGUAAAAAGCAAAAGCACCGUCUUAUAAGGUUUGUGUCAUUCUUUGUUAAUAAAACAAAUUUUAAAAGUG